AUGAUAAUAUCCAGGCAACAGCUGUUCAGCUGUGGCCAGCAGCUGUAUCCACUGAAGAGAGUGAAGCCGGAGCCAGAGCAGGAGCCUCUGUCCAUGCCACCUGGCUACUUCGCCCUGCACAUGGUUGACAGCACUGGCCUGAGUUUCCUGGGGGUCAUCCUGAUCCUGACCAAGUAUUACCAUGCUGACUCCACCAAGGUGCUGGAGAGCUCGCUGUGGAGGUCUUCAGACUACGGAACCACCUACACUAAACUCAACCUGAUGCCAGGCACAACCAUUGUGGUGACCAGUUUCUACAUCUGCCCAACCAACAAGAAAAAGGUCGUGCUUGUGGGCUCAUCUAUAAACGAACGGGACCAGAUGCUGUUCAUUAGCACUGACGAGGGUUCCUCCUUCCAGCGGCAGUCCAUCGCCUUCACCCCCGACACGCUCGUCUUCCACCCCAAAGAAGAAGACAAGCUUCUCGCCUACUGCAAGGAGGGCAGGGUCUUUGCUUCCACGGACCUGGGCCGCAAGUGGAAUUUGCUUCAGGAGCGUGUGACCAAGGACAGAAUCUUCUGGUCGGUAUCUGGUGUGGAUGUGGACCCGGAUCUGGUGCACAUGGAAAUGCAAGAUACAAGCGGAGGUUACCUGUACGUCACCUGCCUCAUCCAGAACUGCUCGGACAAAAUGGUGACGGCUCAGUUCCUCGGCAAAAUCGACCACAACUCUCUGGUGGUUCAGGACGACUACAUAUUUGUCAAGGUCACCACAGGAAAUCGGACCAAACACUACGUGUCCUACCGGCGCACCGAGUUUGUCCAGAUGAGGUUUCCGAAGUAUGCCUUACCAAAGGAUGUUCAGAUUGUGAGUACGGAUGAAAACCAGGUCUUCCUCGCCCUCCAGGAGUGGUACCAGUCUGACACUUAUAACCUGUACCAGUCCGACCCCCAGGGCGUCUACUACUCCAUCGUCCUAGAAAAUGUUCGCAGCACUAAGCAGCCGGAGGAGAACGUCCUAAUUGACAUCCUGGAGGUACGUGGAAUCAAAGGUGUCUUCCUGGCCAAUCAAAAGACUGACGGCAAAGUGGUGACUCUCAUCACCUACAACAAAGGAAGAGACUGGGAACCCUUGGCACCGCCUACCACGGACAUGAAUGGCAAGCCGGUUAGCUGCAAAGCGCCCGACUGUCACCUCCACUUGCACCUGCGCUGGGCGGACAACCCCUAUGUGUCUGGGACCGUGCACACCAAAGACUCAGCUCCGGGGCUAAUUAUGGGAGCCGGUAACCUUGGCUCCAAGUUAGUGGAGUACAAGGAAGAGAUGUACAUCACCUCAGACUGCGGGAAGACAUGGAGACAGGUUUUUGAGGAGGAGCAUCACAUCCUGUACCUGGACCACGGUGGCGUCAUCGUUGCCAUUAAGGACACCUCUAUUCCUCUGAAGAUACUCAAGUUUAGCAUCGAUGAAGGACAGACAUGGACCGUCCACAACUUCACCAGCACCUCAGUGUUUGUCGACGGACUCCUGAGCGAGCCAGGAGAUGAGACCCUGGUCAUGACCUGGUCUCACUCCUGAUUUCCUGCAAAGCCGUCUCCUCUUUUCACCUCCAG
Molecule: messenger RNA, 1592 nt
Organism: Solea senegalensis (Senegalese sole)
Lineage: Eukaryota; Metazoa; Chordata; Actinopteri; Pleuronectiformes; Soleidae
Gene: sorcs2
Product: sortilin-related VPS10 domain containing receptor 2
Exons: 16
Coding region: 1-1557 (518 amino acids)
Cellular component (GO): membrane
Molecular function (GO): protein binding
Source: RefSeq, a predicted model, not a curated record